Molecule: messenger RNA, 1227 nt
Organism: Colletotrichum chrysophilum
Lineage: Eukaryota; Fungi; Ascomycota; Sordariomycetes; Glomerellales; Glomerellaceae
Exons: 2
Coding region: 1-1227 (408 amino acids)
Source: RefSeq, a predicted model, not a curated record
AUGGCCGUUCACGAGCAUCUCGACCCCGACCGUCGCGAGAUCAGGCUGGUCCGCCUGCAACAGCCUUGUGCGCCUUCCAUCCUCUCCCUCGAGCUCCGGACGGUGUCUUUGGACGAGGAGGAAGCCUCAUACAGCGCACUUUCAUACGUCUGGGGCAACUCUUCUGAACCGCAGAAGAUCGAAAUCAACAGCCAGCCGUUUCAUGUCACGCAAAACCUGCACGAUGCUCUGCAACAGCUAGAGAGGAACGGCGUCAGCUCAUGGAUUUGGAUCGACGCCAUAUGUAUCGAACAGUCCGACCUUGAAGAGAAGACCCAUGAGGUCGGCAUGACGCGCGACAUCUUUAGCAAUGCAGCGAUGGUGUACGUCUGGCUAGGACCCGGCACCGAGGAGACGGACCAGGCAAUGGACCUCAUUUUCAAGUACGGCCCCCGACUUCAUGCCUCUGGUGCGCUUGAGAUGCCCUCCAAUAAUGGGGAGAUAAUUAGUCUGCGCAACGGUGUCAUGGGUCGGCUGGAUCCGGCGUGGCAAGCUAAGUACGGCGCCCUUGGAAUGGGCCCGGCGACAAAAUUAGCCGCCACCGCCGUGGACUUGUUCACGGAGUAUCACGAGAACGAUAAAGUUCUCAUUCCGGGUUUAUCUGACAUUCUGCAUCGAAGUUAUUGGUGCAGGAUCUGGAUCAUACAAGAAGUCGCACUCGCACGGGAGGCGGCGGUCAUGGUAGGCGGCAGGAGAGUCUCGCUAGAUGCGUUCGAGGCGGCAGUAGUGACCAUGUGGCACGGUGGGAACGUUGACGCCCUGAGACUCGAGUUAACAUUACAUCGUAUCAAAGCGCUCCAAGUCCGAAGACUUCGUCGAGGCCGCCGUGAGCCUCUGCUGAGACGCGUGUUAUGGGAGACAGGCGCCGCGCCGGGUCGACCCUUCUACGCUGCGUCUGACCCGCGCGAUCUCCUCAUUGGUCUUCUCGGGGUCCUAGACGAAGAGGAAAAGCACGGCAUGAAAUCAGACUACACGCAGUCGUUCGGGAAAACUUUUACGCAGGCGACAAGGGCCAUGUUGCAAAGCUCUGGUGGACCGUAUUUUAAUAUCGACUCCGUGAAGCCUGGGAAACUGGAAGCGGAGCUGCCUACGUGGGUUCCCGAUUUCCGCGAGAUCGGUCGUUCUGGCGUUAGGCCAUACCCAAUCAACUACGUGGCUGAGACCGGCUCCAAGACCGACCAGGAUUAA